UGCGAGUGUGGGACUCACACCUGUGGCAGAUAUGGGCGAUGUUGAUCCAGACGACAUCGACUACGAUAAUCCACCGUUCCCUUUGACCGCAAUCGACCGCGAGCUCCUGGCGACGAAAGAUGAAGACUAUCAUCGGAUCACCUGGGACGACCUGAAGCGAAUCAUCGAGGACAACACUCUUGAGAAUCUCAAACGCCUGCCAUCUGAUCUUCGACGGUAUCUUGCCUGGUCUCACAAUACCAAGAGAGCAUACGGUGGCAUCGUGCAAUACGUGCUUCAAGAGCGACUUCGAUGGCAGCCACUCACGGCCGACCCUCCCACGUUCGCUCAUACGUCUGAGGUUCCCUUCCGAGUCAGGAGCGACUAUGCUGUCUUGCAGAACGACUGGCCAUACGGAUUCGUCCCAGGCAUCUCGCAUUUGUUGGUUUGGAGCAAGACGCCCAUUCCAACAGAUGACGUUAGAGGCGAUGUGACGGAGACGAGCCGGAAAUUGAUCGAGGACUUUGUGCAUGACUACUUCAUCAAGGACCUCGGCGACGGUGGAAGUGAUAGAGUGCUUUGGUUCAAGAACUGGGUCAGUUUGCAGAGUGUGAGAGGUGUGGACCAUGUCCACGUGCUGGUGAGAGAUGCUCCGAAGGAACUACUGGUGAAGUGGACGGAGAGGAAAGACCUGUGAUCUUAUUCACGAUGUCGACGCUUGAGUGAUUCAACAUGGACCUGGACGCUGGGACAUGAUGUGGAUUGCACUUUGUCAUAUCAUUCAUACGUGGUCAGCCUGACCCAAGCUUG
Messenger RNA from Zymoseptoria tritici IPO323, 789 nucleotides. RefSeq lists its product as uncharacterized. The record is from RefSeq and is a predicted model, not a curated record. The coding region runs from base 32 to 676 and encodes 214 amino acids. The transcript has 2 exons. Gene Ontology annotation, biological process: N-acetylglucosamine metabolic process. Gene Ontology annotation, cellular component: cytoplasm. Lineage: Eukaryota; Fungi; Ascomycota; Dothideomycetes; Mycosphaerellales; Mycosphaerellaceae.